This is a messenger RNA of Cynocephalus volans (Philippine flying lemur), 3462 nucleotides long. It is a transcript of the gene PLEKHA6, whose product is annotated as pleckstrin homology domain containing A6. Lineage: Eukaryota; Metazoa; Chordata; Mammalia; Dermoptera; Cynocephalidae. The record is from RefSeq and is a predicted model, not a curated record.
UGCCCAAGGGCUGGGAGAUGGAUUCCACCCAGGAAGGAGCUGUGUAUUUCAUCAACCACAAUGAAAGACGGAACACGUUUCUACACCCAGUGACUGGCCAGGUCCCAGAGGAAAACAGAAAAUUUGACUUGAAAAUAUCGGCCUUGGACAUGUCCAAUAAAACAGGUGGGAAACGCCCGGCUACCACCAACAGUGACAUAUCCAACCACAACAUGGUGUCGGAGGUCCCUCCAGAGCGGCCCAGCAUCCGGGCAACGCGAACGUCCCGCAAGGCCAUCGCCUUUGGCAAGCGCUCACACUCCAUGAAGCGGAACCCCAACGCACCUGUCACCAAGGCGGGCUGGCUCUUCAAACAGGCCAGCUCCGGUGUUAAACAAUGGAACAAGCGCUGGUUUGUCCUGGUGGACCGCUGCCUCUUCUACUAUAAAGAUGAGAAGGAGGAAAGCGUCCUGGGCAGCAUCCCUCUCCUGAGCUUCCGGGUAGCAGCGGUGCAGCCCUCGGACAACAUCAGCCGGAAACACACGUUUAAGGCCGAGCAUGCUGGUGUCCGCACCUACUUCUUCAGUGCCGAGAGCCCCGAGGAGCAGGAGGCCUGGAUCCAGGCCAUGGGGGAGGCUGCCCGAGUGCAGAUCCCACCAGCCCAGAAGAUAGCGCCCCAAGCUGUGCGCCACAGCCAUGAGAAGCCAGACUCAGAGAACAUCCCACCUAGCAAACACCACCACCAGCCAUCCCAGAACAGCCUCCCCAAGCCUGAGCCAGAGGCCAAGACUCGAGGCGAGGGUGAUGGCCGAGGCUGUGAGAAGGCAGAGAGGAGGCCUGAGAGGCCUGAAGUCAAGAAAGAGCCUCUGGUGAAAGCCAAUGGCAUCCCAGCUGGACCGGAGCCAGCCUCAGAGCCAGGCAGCCCUUACCCCGAGGGCCCAAGGGUCCCAGGGGGUGGGGAGCAGCCCACCCAGCCCAAUGGCUGGCAGUACAGCUCCCCUAGCCGGCCAGGGAGCACAGCUUUCCCGCCCCAGGAUGGGGAGAGCGGGGGACACCGGCGGAGCUUCCCACCACGUGCUAACCCCGACAAAAUCGCCCAGCGCAAGAGCUCCAUGAACCAGCUUCAGCAGUGGGUGAACCUGCGCCGGGGGAUGCCCCCGCCUGAGGAUCUUCGGAGUCCCUCUAGGUUCUACCCAGUGUCCCGCAGAGUCCCUGAGUAUUACGGCCCCUACUCCUCCCAGUACCCUGAUGAUUACCAAUACUACCCACCAGGGGUGCGGCCAGACAGCAUCUGCUCCAUGCCUGCCUACGAUCGGAUCAGCCCUCCCUGGGCCCUGGAGGACAAGCGCCACUCCUACCGCAACGGAGGUGGCCCUGCCUACCAGCUGCGCGAGUGGAAGGAGCCCACGGGCUAUGGGCGGCAGGAUGGCACCGUCUGGAUCCCCAGCCCCUCCCGGCAACCAGUCUAUUAUGAUGAAUUGGAUGCCACCUCCGGCUCCCUGCGCCGCUUGUCCCUGCAGCCCCGUUCCCACUCUGUGCCCCGCUCUCCUAGCCAGGGCUCCUACAGCCAUGCCCGCAUUUACUCCCCUGUCCGCUCACCCAGUGCCCGUUUCGAGCGGCUGCCACCUCGCAGUGAGGACAUCUAUGCUGACCCCGCAGCCUAUGUGAUGAGGCGAUCCAUCAGCUCCCCUAAGGUCCCUCCAAGCCCAGAAGUGUUCCGGGACAGCCUCCACACGUACAAGUUAAAUGAGCAAGACACAGAUAAGCUGCUGGGCAAACUGUGUGAGCAGAACAAGGUGGUGAGGGAGCAGGACCGGCUGGUGCAGCAGCUCCGAGCUGAGAAGGAGAGCCUGGAAAGUGCCUUGAUGGGGACCCACCAGGAGCUGGAGAUGUUUGGAAGCCAGCCUGCCUACCCAGAGAAGCUGCUGCACAAGAAGGAAUCGCUGCAGAACCAGCUCAUCAACAUCCGGGUGGAGCUGUCGCAGGCGACCACGGCCCUGACGAAUAGCACUAUGGAGUAUGAGAACCUCGAGUCUGAGGUCUCUGCCCUGCACGAUGACCUCUGGGAGCAGCUCAAUUUGGACAUCCAGAAUGAGGUGCUCAACCGGCAAAUCCAAAAGGAGAUCUGGAGGAUCCAGGACGUGAUGGAGGGGCUGAGGAAGAACAACCCCUCCCGGGGCACGGACACCGCCAAGCACAGAGGAGGACUUGGCCCCUCCACCACCUAUAGCUCCAACAGCCCAGCCAGCCCUCUCAGCUCCGCCAGCCUCACCAGCCCCCUGAGCCCCUUUUCGCUGGUGUCGGGCUCUCAGGGGUCCCCCACCAAGCCUGGGUCCAAUGAGCCCAAGGCAAGCUAUGAGCAAAGCAAGAAAGACCCCCACCAGACUUCACCCCCGGACACCCCCAGAGACAUCAGCCUUGUGCCCACCAGGCAGGAGGUGGAGGCAGAGAAGCAGGCAGCUCUCAACAAAGUUGGCAUUGUGCCCCCUCGGACAAAGUCGCCCACUGAUGAAGAGGUGGCCCCGUCAGCGGUGGUGAGGAGGAGUGCCAGCGGGCUCACCAAUGGACUCUCCUCCCGCGAACGCCCCAAGAGUGCCGUGUUCCCUGGUGAGGGGAAGGUCAAGAUGAGCGUGGAGGAACAGAUUGACCGCAUGCGGCGCCACCAGAGUGGCUCCAUGAAAGAGAAGCGGAGGAGCCUGCAGCUCCCAGCCAGCCCGGCCCCCGAUGCCAGCACCCGGCCUGCGUACAAAGUGGUGCGUCGCCACCGCAGUAUCCAUGAGGUAGACAUCUCCAACCUGGAGGCAGCCCUGCGGGCAGAGGAGCCUGGUGGGCAGGCCUAUGAGACACCACGGGAGGAAAUUGCCCGGCUUCGCAAAAUGGAGCUGGAGCCGCAGCACUAUGAUGUGGACAUCAAUAAAGAGCUGUCCACCCCAGACAAAGUUCUCAUCCCCGAGCGGUACAUUGACCUGGAACCCGACACUCCCCUGAGCCCUGAGGAGUUAAAGGAAAAGCAGAAGAAGGUAGAGAGGAUCAAGACACUCAUUGCCAAAUCCAGUAUGCAGAACGUGGUGCCCAUCGGCGAGGGGGACUCUGUGGACGUGCCCCAGGACUCAGAGAGCCAGCUGCAGGAGCAGGAGAAGCGGAUUGAAAUCUCCUGCGCCCUGGCGACCGAGGCCUCCCGCAGGGGCCGCAUGCUGUCUGUGCAAUGUGCCACCCCAAGCCCUCCCACCUCCCCUGCCUCCCCGACUCCACCAGCCAACCUCUCGUCUGAAUGCCCACGGGGCGCCGACAGCAGCCAUACCAUGCGGGUCUGAGCUCUGACUGCAAGCCCUGGCUGAGGCCAAUGCUGUGAAGCUCCACAGAGCCACAUUCUGAAGCUGUCCUCUGCCCACCUGAGGUCCUGGCUCCCCGUCCUGGCCCCCUGCCCCCAUGCUCCCAUGGGAAUGCCGCAGGGAGCCAGGCUGGGGCCAGGGCUGCUGCUGA